AGGUAAUGUAGGCAUUUCAGCUGUACACAAGAGAGGAAGCAGGCAUGUCAGCUCUUUGUCCACCACCGUCUCCUGCAGUUGCUAAAACAGAGAUCUCUUUGAAUGGCGAGUCACCUUUAUUAGCUGCCACUUUUGCUUACUGGGACAAUAUUCUUGGCCCUCGAGUGCGGCACAUCUGGGCCCCAAAGACAGAACAGGUACUUCUCAGUGAUGGUGAAAUAACUUUUCUUGCUAACCACACCCUGAAUGGAGAAAUACUUCGGAAUGCAGAAAGCGGUGCAAUAGAUGUGAAGUUCUUCGUCUUGGCGGAAAAAAGGGUAAUCAUUGUGUCAUUAAUCUUCGAUGGAAACUGGAAUGGAGACAGAAGCACAUAUGGACUAUCAAUUAUACUUCCACAAAGUGAACUUGGUUUCUACCUGCCGCUUCACAGAGUGUGCGUGGAUAGGUUAACACAUAUUAUAAGGAAAGGAAGAAUAUGGAUGCAUAAGGAGAGGCAAGGACAUUUCCAGAAGAUUGUCUUGGAAGGCACGGAGAGAAUGGAGGACCAGGGACAGAGCAUCAUUCCAAUGCUGACAGGAGAAGUCAUUCCUGUAAUGGAACUCCUUUCAUCUAUGAAAUCACACAGUGUUCCAGAAGAAAUAGAUAUAAGUGACACAGUGCUAAAUGAUGAUGACAUUGGGGAUAGCUGCCAUGAAGGCUUUCUCCUCAAUGCAAUUAGUUCACACCUGCAGACCUGUGGUUGUUCUGUAGUUGUAGGAAGCAGCGCAGAAAAAGUUAAUAAGAUUGUGAGAACAUUGUGUCUGUUUCUUACACCGUCAGAGCGGAAGUGUUCCAGACUCUGUAGAAAUGAGUCGUCUUUCAAAUACGAGUCAGGACUUUUUGUUCAAGGCUUACUCAAAGAUGCAACAGGAAGCUUUGUGUUGCCCUUCCGUCAAGUAAUGUAUGCCCCAUAUCCUACUACACAUAUAGAUGUAGAUGUCAAUACCGUAAAGCAGAUGCCCCCCUGUCAUGAACACAUCUAUAACCAACGACGAUAUAUGAGAUCCGAGCUGACAGCAUUUUGGAGAGCUAAUUCAGAUGAAGAAAUGUCUCAAGAUCAUAUUAUCCACACAGAUGAGAGUUUCACACCUGAUUUAAAUGUCUUUCAAGAUAUCCUGCAUCGAGAUACAUUAGUAAAAGCCUUCCUGGAUCAGAUCUUUCAUCUGAAGCCUGGCUUGUCUCUAAGGAGUACUUUCCUUGCACAAUUUCUGCUAGUCCUUCACAGAAAAGCCUUAACUUUAAUAAAAUACAUAGAGGAUGACACGCAAAAAGGAAAAAAACCUUUUAAGUCUCUUCGUAGCUUAAAGAUAGAUCUUGAUUUAACAGCAGAGGGCGACCUUAACAUAAUAAUGGCUUUGGCUGAGAAGCUUAAACCAGGUCUACAUUCCUUCAUCUUUGGGAGGCCGUUCUACACUAGCGUACAAGAACGUGAUAUGCUCAUGACGUUUUAA
Molecule: messenger RNA, 1490 nt
Organism: Pelecanus crispus (Dalmatian pelican)
Lineage: Eukaryota; Metazoa; Chordata; Aves; Pelecaniformes; Pelecanidae
Source: RefSeq, a predicted model, not a curated record